GGAGAGAGGGAGAGGGAGAGAGAGAGAGAGAGCGAGAGAGAGAGAGAGAGAGAGAAUCCAGUGUGGUGUCUUCACCAUUAAUUCGCGGUCCAAAUUCCGUGCGCCCUUGUGCACCUUCACUGGAAAUCUUCGACUCCACAUAAAACCCCGCAGAAUCUUUGGACUAUGGAGUUCUCCACUCUUGUUCCCGACGAGCUGCGUGACGUGCAGGAGCUUGGUCACUCCGUCUCCUUAACUCCUAUUAAUGUCACGUUUUCUGAGGAUCUGCUCCCGCUUUCUUCACAAGGCAACGACACCGGCGCAGACGCAGCCAGAGACACGACAAGUCUGAUCCUCGCCGUUUGUAUCACGGCUCUCUACUCCCUCAUCUGUGUGGUGGGACUGCUGGGAAACGUGCUUGUCAUGUAUGGAGUGGUCAGGUACACCAAGAUGAAGACCGCUACCAACAUCUACAUCUUCAACCUGGCCCUCGCGGACGCUCUCGCCACCAGCACCCUCCCCUUCCAGAGCGCCAAAUACCUGAUGAGGACGUGGCCCUUUGGGGAGCUGCUGUGCAAGGUGGUCAUCGCCAUAGACUACUACAACAUGUUCACCAGCAUCUUCACGCUCACCAUGAUGAGUGUGGACCGCUACAUCGCCGUGUGUCAUCCGGUGAGGGCCCUGGACUUCCGUACACCCGCCAAAGCCAAGCUUAUUAACGUGUGCAUCUGGAUCCUCGCCUCUGCUGUCGGGGUUCCUGUGAUGAUCAUAGCCGUUACCAAGGUGACAGAUAAAGGAACUACAGCCUGCACACUCACAUUUCCCAAACCAGAGUGGUACUGGGACACACUGAUGAAAAUCUGUGUGUUCAUCGUGGCCUUUGUUGUGCCUGUCCUGGUCAUCACCAUAUGCUACGGUCUAAUGAUCCUACGACUGAAGAGUGUCCGCCUGCUUUCAGGCUCCAAAGAGAAAGACAGGAACAUGCGGCGGAUCACCCGCAUGGUCCUGGUGGUCGUGGCCGCCUUCAUCGUUUGCUGGACUCCCAUCCACAUCUUCAUCAUUGUCAAGACCAUGGUGGAUAUUGACCACAAGGAUCUCCUAGUCAUGGCCACCUGGCAUCUGUGCAUCGCUCUGGGCUACACCAACAGCAGUCUCAACCCGGUGCUGUACGCCUUCUUAGACGAGAACUUCAAGAGGUGCUUCAGGGAUUUUUGCCUGCCCUAUCGAUCCCGCCUGGAGCAGAACAGCUUCUCACGAGCACGCAACAGCACGCGGGAGCCUGCGUCCGUUUGUGCGCCUGUGGGGACAGAGGGACCGCCCGCCUGACUAGACAUGGGUCAGUUCGGGGGCGGGACAGUUCAGGACGACCUCCAGACUGAGGUCACACAAUUUUCCACCACAGGAGUUUGAGUCCGAGCAUCGUCAAGACAACAUAUUGAUUGUGGGGUUUUUUUUCGAAUUCCUGUAAUGAAAUUAGUUGGCAAACAUGUUUAUGAGACACGGUCCUUCAUGGAUUAUCUUUCAGGAUGAUGACAGCCAUGUCUGCACAUGAGGGAAUGGAACACUAUGGAGUAUAUAGACUACGGAGUCUAUAUGAAGAACAUGCUUAUUGCGCUCUCACACACACACUACAGUCACUACAGAGAGUUGCAUGUUUGUUUGUUUUACUCCAAAAACACAGAUAUGUGAAAGGCUUUCUCUUGAACCAGUUCUAGAUUUGUCAAUUUUCCAUUGGCUAUUGUCAGCUUUGCUGAACAUUAGUGUAGAUUAUUUGCACACACACACACACACACACAGAUAUAUAUAGGGCCCAUUCUUAUGUAAUGGUAACACAGAGGUGCUUAGUUUCACUUUAGCUGUACACCAAACACACCUGGCCUUUUAGUGCUUACACAGAGCUUUAAUAAUGUCUGUUGGUCUUCACAACAAUGUAGGACUCAUGUCUUCUCAAUGCACAUAUAGUUAGAUAGGAAAUAAUCCCCUAAUACACAGACGAGGCCAUGCCUGAGAGUCUUUGUACAGCCCGUGUAUGAUAGGAUGAGUCUAUAAUCUACACUCACUGAAUCCCACAAAAAUAUGUUUUUCACUUUUCACGGCGAGCAGACGGAGAAAAUCCCCUGGUAGCAGGAGGACAUGAAGGUGGCAAUAGCACAGGACGGGCAGAGCAUCCACAAGGAAGACACUAGAGUGAUUCAUUGUUACGCACUGAUUUGCAUUUAAAUAUAAAUGAGUUUAUUGAGGCUGUGAAAUGACUUUCUGUUUUAGAAAUGUGGAUAAAACAGCACUUAGACAAAAAUAUGAUGUGAGAAUGAACCCCAUAAUGAAGUCGCAGGCAACAAUAAACAAAACACUAAUACUCUCUAAGUCUGAGGGGAACCCGGUAAUAAACUGUGGACUUGUUAUUAUAAGCCUCUCCUUUCACAUUACACAUCACCGUCAUCAAAUCUACAGCAGCUUUAAUGUUGAAUCUCAUUUGAAACUCUUGAGAUUGAAGAUUCAAACUCUCCACGGAGCCGACACAAAUAAAUGUGCAUCUCUUUCCAAAUCUAACAGGCCAUAAAUCAUGACUGUCACCCAGCCUCAGUGGAGAGGUACAAUAAUGUGAAUAAUGUGUUUAGCUGAGACUCAAGAAUUACAGACAAAGGCUGCAUACACACACACACACACACACUGUAAUUAAAAAGUGGAAAUCAUCAUAUUUGAGCUUUGAGCCAUGUAUCUGUGUCAUUCCUCUACCUUAUUAAUGUGUGUCGCUGUACAGGUGACGUCUGAGGCGGAACAAAUCCGGAAUUCAUUGGCAAAAAAGACAUCUCCAUAUACACGUUACAACUAAUUAUGAACUAUUUUACCUUGGUGAUGUUUAGACGCUUGCUGUUUUUCACACAGUCAAGUCAGUGACAUUGUUUGCAGAAUCAGUAUAAAGAUAAUACUGUUAUGUGACAGCAUAGUAUAUAGAUAAUGUAUUCUUUUUUUUUUAUUGUUGUUCAAAUGUGCUGUCAAGUUGUUGUACCACUGAGCUUUACUUAGAAUGAAUUAUGUAUUUACACGAAGUGCUUUUUGUUCACCUUGGAAAAAGAAAGUAAAAGAAAAAAAGUCUUUAACGUUUUACAGCUUUUUACUUUCUAAAUGUUUUCUGCAUUGUUGAGGACAGUUUAUUCAGCUGAAUGGAAAUCUGUACCAUGAUGCCUUCGGCGUUACGAGUUCUCUUUGCAAAAAAGUGAAUUUGUUUUUUUUAGAGUUAGACGUUUUUUUAUGAGUUUCAGUCAAUACAGUAUAGAUGUGCUUUCGUCCUUUCGCUGAAUUAGCACAAGAUGUAUCGUGUAAGAGCUUUGGUUUUGAAACAUUUAUUACAGUUUUGAUUAAAUAAAUAGUAUUUUUUUGUGUGAUCGUUAUUAUAGAUGUUAUAAUAACAACUUGUACUCUGUAAAUGCCAGUGAGGCCUCAUAGGAGUUACACAUAUAAUUAGUUUGUGCGAUGAAGUAUCGAUUACCGCUUGGGUCGAUGUGGAUUCAGGGCCCAGUGGCCUUUGACCCCCCCUGGCAGCAGCCGGUCACAGGAGGAAAGCAGAAAUGAAUGAGAUGCAUCGGAAAUGAAUGUGUAAACGUGACAGAACGGAAUAAAAGCACAAUGUAUAAUAAGUCAGGGAUGGAUCAUGGAGGUGCCAAAUCAUUCUUUCAUCUAAAGGCUUGUGAUUUUCUACAUUUACAGGAUUGUCAACAAAUCCUAUCAUCUCCCGCAGCCUGUCUAUAGAUUUGUGCCCCAAGCUGAAGAUGUAAAUAUUUAAAUAGAUAGAAAAAUGUAUUUUAUAAACAAAAAAGAUAUGGUAUACUAUGUAUGAGGGAAUUAGUGUGCUUCUGAUAUCUUUGGACAGUAAAAAUGUCUGGGUACAUGGGUGCAGUAUUUUACAUCAGGGUUUGGCUGCACAUAUGUAAUAAGUAUAUUUGUAUGAGCUUAUUGUAAGUAUUGUUGUUAUUGCUAUUGUUGUCCAGCCACAAAAUGUGUUGAAUGUAGGCUCAUCGCCAGCCUUGUCCUGACAAUUAAACCGCUCUAAAGUCUGUAACUGAGCACAAAGUCAGUCGAACCCCAUCAUUCAACUGUUGUAAAGUC
This is a messenger RNA of Solea solea (common sole), 4086 nucleotides long. It is a transcript of the gene oprd1b, whose product is annotated as opioid receptor, delta 1b. Gene Ontology annotation, molecular function: G protein-coupled enkephalin receptor activity; neuropeptide binding. Lineage: Eukaryota; Metazoa; Chordata; Actinopteri; Pleuronectiformes; Soleidae. Gene Ontology annotation, biological process: neuropeptide signaling pathway; G protein-coupled opioid receptor signaling pathway. The record is from RefSeq and is a predicted model, not a curated record. The transcript is spliced from 3 exons. Gene Ontology annotation, cellular component: neuron projection; membrane. Bases 166 to 1305 code for a protein of 379 amino acids.